GAUAAUCGUGCUUUUGUUUUGCUUUGAACGUCUGAUGAUGAGAUAAGGAUCUCCUCGUAGCGGGUAUUGAGACGUUUGGAGAGGAGAGACGGUGUGAUGCUGCAAGUUUUGAAUAACACACUCGUUAUACAAAUUUGGGUUCGAUUAUAGAAUGCUGCUUAAUAAUGAGGUGUUCGACUGGCUUAAAAGAGAAUUAUCUCAAAUUACUGGACGCAAUUACGUAAUUAAGAAAAGGUAUCCGAUGCACGAGUUUAAUAGGAGUAAGAGCAAAACAAAACAUCAUCAAUUCCUAAUAGCAGACGACGCAGCAACAGCGUGAGAGAGAGAGAGCGAGAGAGAGAGAGAGAGAGAGAGAGAGAGAGAGAGGAGAGACGGAGCGACACUCUCAUUUGUCUUCACUUCAAAAGUGUCCUCCGCCCGAGUGAGUUCUUUUGUUUCCGCACUGACUGACGACAGCGCGAUAAUACCGGCAUGCGAUGACAGGAUCACUCGUGCUAUUAUAAUAAGCAAUACAGGAAUUUUUCAUCCCGAAAUCAUCCUUUGCGUGGAUUGCUGAUUCAUGGAGAUUGAUUAUUGCGGGGCCGUCGCUACUCCGAGUACGCAGGAUGACGAUAACUUACCAGAUGAUGCCCUUUUCGAUUCUAACGACGCGAAAUACGUAGCCGAGUUGAAAACUUUUAUAUCGUCGGAAAACGCGAUGAAUUACCGCGAUGAAGAAAUUAUGCCCGACAGUACCACAGAAGGAUACGCUAUUUUGCUCUCAGAAAACAGUAAUAAUGACGAUAAAAUUGAAAGCUCUAUCAGUUUUGGAGAAUAUUGCAAUAAUAAAAAUGGUACUGAGGGCGAAAAUAUUCAGGAGAUUGAUAUCAAAGAAGAAGAAGAAGUUGAUGAUGUUAUAAUGGUUUCUAGUCAAGGUCAUUCUAAUGAAGCUAUUGAAAUGACGGGUGAUGGAAGUGCAGAAAACUUGAUGCCCAGACAAAGACUUCAUAAUGAGACUCCUAUUAUUGAUGAAAAUAAUGCUGAAAAAAAUGACAUUCGCAAUGCAAAUAAUUUCAUUAAUCGACAGAGGAGGAAUGAGAUAUUGAACUUUCUUCGAAUGUAUUGCACCGAAUGCAUUAAUGUAGGCAUAAAUAAGGGUCUUCCAGGGCCAAAAAGAAAAUGUGUUAAAUGUAACAGAAUGUUGAGGUUUAAAUGCUUGAAGUGCAAAGAAAGAUUUAAAAAAUAUCACACUGCUUAUCAGCACGUGAAGUUUAGGUGCAUUCAUGAAACGCUUUUAAAAUGCUUCAAGUGCAAUUACACGACGCUAGACGAACGCAACUUAGCGUAUCAUACGAAACAGUAUCAUGACAAUAAUCAAUGCUCAAAAUGUGGUGAAAAAUUCGAGAAUUAUGCAACAUUGAAGAAACAUCGAAUACACCAAUGCAAAUUCAAAACUCUGAAAAUUAAAAAAAAAUUAGAUGUUUACAGUAAUAUGGAACACUUUUGCGAGAAAUGUGAUAAAAUCAUAUCAAAAGGGCAACGUACAUUUUAUAAAAAAUGUGAAGAUUGUUUCCAAUACUCAUGUAUGCGAUGUACAAAUUGUAAGCUUCUUUGCAGGAAUAACAUGGCUGCUUAUACACAUUUAAAAUUUAAAUGUCCAGCCUUCGCGUUAAAUUGUCAUCAUUGCAAUUAUAAAACAUCAGAAAACUCAGUCCUUGAAAAGCACCUACAGGAUUUACACUUGCCUAAAAAAUGUAAACUAUGCAACAUCGUAUUAAGUGGUAAAAUAUCAUUAAAACGACAUAUGCUUGAACUUCACAAAAAGCAAAAAGUUACGAUGAACGCAGUGAAGAACAGUUGGCUUGAAACGUUUUGUUCGAAAUGUGACAACAUUUUGGAGAGAAAUAAUCAAACAACAGAAAAAUGUUUUGAUUGCACAUCAGAUAAAGUCUUGUAUCAGUGCAAGGUUUGCUUAAAGAGAUAUGCUUAUAAAUCUAGUAUAUAUAGCCAUUACUACACUGUACAUAGGACAUCUGAUAAGAGAAAAAAAAGCGCUUGCAUAAAAUGCUCUAUUUGUGAAAAUAUUAUUCCUCUGAAAGGCCUUCGCAAGCACAUGAAAACAACUCACACUAUUAUAAAUUGUAAAAAAUGUGGUGUGAAAUGUGAAAAUUAUGAUUUUUGGAUGAAGCAUAAAGCAGAGCAAUGUAGCUCCAAGGACGAUGACUUUGUCAAAUGUUCUAUAUGUGAUUUUUUAACCACAAACAAAAAUUUAUACAAGCAUAUUAAGUAUCAACAUACUGCUAUUGAUUGUCAAAGGUGUGGAACGAAAUUAGAGAAUUCCACCAAAUUAGAAGAGCACCUUCGCAAUGAAUGUGUUUUUAGAGACAAAGCUACCAUUAGGUGUCCUACAUGCAAUACUUUAUUGAAAAGGAAAAAUUUUAAUAAACACAUGUAUGAAGUUCAUACCUUUGAUGUUUAUCAUAACGUGACCCAAAGUGAUGGUAAUAGUCACAACUGUACUUUGUGUGGUUGCAUAUUUUUUACAGCUAGGGAACUCACAAAGCACAUUAAAUACGUUCAUGAUACUUGGACAUGUUCUCAAUGUGGUAUGAAAUGUGACGACUAUUAUUGUAUGAGAAGACAUCAGGCCUACGAAUGCAGUUCCAACAACAAUUGUAAAAAAACAGAUAAUAUCAAUGUCUAUUGUUCAGAAUGUUGCGAGUCUGCGAAAUUGAUCUAUGCUUUGAAAGUAUCAAAAUGUUCAGUUUGUCAAGGUGUGCUCCAAUAUCAAUGUGGAACAUGUAGGACCAACUGUAAGAAUUACAAAAAUGUGAAAGCACACAUAAGAAAAGUAUGUAGUGAGAAACCAUCCUUGUCUUGUCCAUACUGUGAUCACAAAGAGAAAACAGAGUCUCUUUUAGAAAUACACAUAAAAAAGUGUAUUAAUAGUAACCAGAGCAUUACAUAGAUUUUACCUUGUGUUUGUAUGAAACUUACAAACAUGUAGUUUAAUAUUAGAAAAAUUAUAUUUUUUAAUAAAAAGAAACGUUAUGUCAAAUACCGUAAUAUCACCUUGUAUUGAUACAAAAUUAAUAAAUAUUUUUGUCAAUCUAUAUCUAUAGAAAAA
Molecule: messenger RNA, 3106 nt
Organism: Nasonia vitripennis (jewel wasp)
Lineage: Eukaryota; Metazoa; Arthropoda; Insecta; Hymenoptera; Pteromalidae
Product: zinc finger protein 729-like
Exons: 9
Coding region: 560-2947 (795 amino acids)
Biological process (GO): regulation of transcription by RNA polymerase II
Cellular component (GO): nucleus
Molecular function (GO): RNA polymerase II transcription regulatory region sequence-specific DNA binding; DNA-binding transcription factor activity, RNA polymerase II-specific
Source: RefSeq, a predicted model, not a curated record